This is a messenger RNA of Lycium ferocissimum, 2627 nucleotides long. RefSeq lists its product as uncharacterized. Bases 812 to 1597 code for a protein of 261 amino acids. The transcript is spliced from 3 exons. NCBI's taxonomy places the organism in Eukaryota, Viridiplantae, Streptophyta, Magnoliopsida, Solanales, Solanaceae. The record is from RefSeq and is a predicted model, not a curated record.
UCUAAGCCAGCAAUUUAAUCAAGCUUAUGAAAAUUGGUAAAUAUGCAUUUUUAUAUUAUUAUUGUGUGUAGUAGCACGUGUUUGUUAUAUGAAUUGGUAAAUAACCAUUUUUCAAAUCUUUAUAGGAACUAUUCUCAAAACUCGCCAGUGGUACCAAAUAGGGAUGUUGGUGAAUCCUCUCAGUCCGGUGGAGUUGAUCAUUCUCCACACUAUGACAAUGCUUAUGAACAACAGAGGAGGAAUGCACUUGAUAAUGAAGAUUUUUCAAAUUAUUAUGAGUCAUCAUCAAGUGAUGACGAUGAAAUAGCUAAUAAUAUAGAGGUAACCGAUGAUGAUGAUGUUCAAGUUGGUAUGACCAACAAUAUUCCUCAAAGUCAAAACCAACAAAAACCAAUGCACCACCACGUACCACCACCGAUGGCGGAAAAUCCAACUUCUGAAAGCCCAAUCAGUGGCAUUCUAACAAUAGUGCUUAUCUUGACAGCCUGCAAGGUCGUGAUGAUGCAUUUGUCUUCACAAGAGAAGAUGAUCAUAGUCGCCUAAAAACCUGGAUUGAACCAAAGGAUCUCAACAGAGAUCAAUGCUACCUUGCAAAAGGAAUGUUGUUCACAUCCAAAAAGGCGUUGCAACGGGCUGUCAAAAUUUAUUGUUUUAAGGACAUGAGGGAGUUUAAGGUUGAUCAGUCAAACACAAAGAUAUGGAGGCUAGUUUGUAGACAACGGUAUCAAGGCUGUGAGUGGUUGCUUCGGGGAAUUGUCAAGUCUGAUGGUAUGUGGACUAUCACAAAUUCCGCCAAAAACACACUUGUGAUAUGGAAGACAAUCGAGCAGAUCAUUAUAAUUUAGAUACAAACAUGAUUGCUCAAGUGUUACUUAAAGACGUGGCCGCAACGGCAAGGAUCGCUAUCAAAGAUUGCAUUAGAAACGUUCAAACCGCAUAUGGUAAAACUAUAAGCAACAGAAAGGGAUUUCUCGGGCGUAGACGCGCUUUUGAGAUGAUCUUUGGAAAUUGGCAUACCUCUUUUCAAUCGCUGUCAAGGUAUGUGGCGGCUCUACAACAUUUUAAUGCUGGUACUGUUGUAGAGUGGCGGCUUAUAGAGGGUAAAAUUUUCAACUUCAUAUUUUGGACAUUCAAACCAUGUAUUGAUAGGUUUGCUCACUGCCGGCCAGUGAUAUUCAUAGAUGGCACACAUGUAUAUGGUGCAUACGACAUCAAGCUCCUAAUUGCAGUAGGAAUGGAUGCCAAUGGGUCAAUAUUCCCUCUUGCUUUCGCAAUUGCCGCUAACGAGAGCAACGACACAUGGGGGGUCUUUUUGACCCAUUUGAAGACUCAUGUUAUUAAGGAUCGUACGGGCAUAUGCGUGCUGUCUGAUCGUCAUAAAGGCAUAUUGCACAAUAUGGAUAAUUUGCCGGGGUGGCAACCUCCCCUUGUUUACCAUCGCUAUUGCUUAAGGCACUUGAAUGAAAAUUUGCAAUCAAAGUUUCACAAUGGCACUCUAAACAAAUUGAUGUGGGGGGCUGCGAUGGAGCAUCAACAAAGAAAAUGGGCUGCAAAAAUGGAUAUGAUCAGGGCAGUUAGUGAACCCACAUAUGGUUGAUGAAGCUCGAAAUUGAAAAAUGGACGCUUCAUACUGAUGGUGGCAAAAGAGAGGGCAUGCUCACAACAAACAGCUCAGAGUCUUUCAAUGGCUUGCUGAAAUCUGCUCGGGGACUAUCUGUCACCGCAAUGGUGAGAAUGACUUUCAAGCAGGUUGUGAAGCGAUUUGUGGUUAGGACAAGGUAGGCCGGAGCAAUAUUAGCCGAAGGCGGGACAUGGAUGCCAAAGCCCUCCAAUAAGAUGGAGCAUUAUAGAAAAAAAUGUUAGCUUCACCAAAUGACCGAGUAUGACCCCAUUCAACGUGUGUAUGAAGUUAGGACGGGUUAUUACAACGAUAAGGGUGUAAACAUGCAUACCGUUUAUGAGGCAACAAGAACAUGCACUUGUGGUAAGUGGUAAACGUACCACAUGCCGUGUUCUCAUGCUGUAAAGUGCUUCGAGAGAAUGAAAAAAACGGUAACAAGUUAUGUGGCGGGGAAAUACAAGGUCCACAGUGACCUUAGAGCAUAUUCCGGCUAAUUCCACCCACUUGGUAAUGAAGCUUAUUGGCCAAACGAGCCAUUUUCGAUGGUUGCUAACAAGGAUUACAUCAGGAAAUUGGGCAUUAACUCAUGGAGUCGUAGACCCAAUCAAAUGGAUGUUAGUGAAAGAACUUACUCUCGCAAGUGCUCUACGUGUAAGCAAUAUGGCCAUGACAAGCGCUCGUGUGGGCAACAAGGCCGUGGUGGUACAAGCACGUCUCGAAGUAAUAGAACCUCUAGAACUUGAAGAUUGUAUUGUUACUGUAAUUUAGUAUUGUAUUGCAUUGAAUUAGUAUUGUAAUUUAAUGGAAUGAAUUAUUUUUGAAUAAGUAUAAACCUCUCGUAUUGGAUGAAUUAUUAUUAAAUAAAAUAUUUUUAUUUGUACAUUCGAUUUGACUAAAUAAUAAAACACUUAGAUCAAAACCCUAUAAAAUAUGACACUUAAACUUAAAGAAGACAAGUUUCCAAACAAACAAAACUUACUUCAGGGCACGUUAGAACCCCUAAAAC